AUGGCGACUCCCUCUUCGAGACCGAACCCUGGCGCGACGCCUACUCAUCUGACCUCUUCCCCUCAUCCUUCAGCAGUCCCCAUGGGCCGUGGUCUAUCUCACAAAUCACCUUCUAUGAAGACUCCUUCAGCCUCAGGUACUGCUCAUGGCCAUCAUCUCAGCACGUCCUCGCAUCAAGGCGCUACACCUCUCACGGCGAUCGCCGGAUUAGAUGACCCGGUUUCCCUCAGCUCGCCCUCCGCUCUGUUGGCUCUCGGUGGAUUCACAGGCAUGAGCCCAGCAUUGAAUGUACAGGAUGGGUUGGUCGGCCCCGGUAUGCACGACAGUGAUAUUCGCGCUCUCACUUUAGGCCUUGGUGGCGCACGUAAUCAUGAGGAAGAGCGGCGGAAGCGUAUAGAAGAAGUGGUACAGUUACUACGGGGUCGGGUAGCAGGUCGAGGCGUUAGUCGAGAAGCAGUGGAGAGAUUGGGCAGGUUGGAAGGAUUCGAGUCUAUAUGGCAAGAGGAUAGUUUGAGCAUUGCUGGAAACUCUGUUGAUCUCGAGAUCGAGUUUUAUCCCGGUGAAGAUAACGUCAAGGACGUCAGUUUGAGUUACGCCUCUCUCGAAGGAGAAAGUGAAAGUGAAAGACGGGAAGAAGCUACAAUUGUGCUCAAAGGUGAUCUCAUACAAACUGCAGAGGAACGCGAAAAUAGGGCCUGGAAGUCACUGAAAGGUUUUCAGAGUAAUCUCGAAAGACUUGCGAAGCUCGAUCAUUUGAGUCAAGAGAUUAAUUGUUUCGAGGCGGUUGAGAGUCUUUUUGAGAGUCUGCAGAAGGUCUGGGACGCUGAGAGUCGGCGAGGGAGUUAUCAUAGCGUCUACGAACAUCUUUGUCGAGGAUCUAUCGGUAGACCCAGUCUACAUAGAAGAGGUCGUGUUGGGAUGGGACUGGAGUAUUGGGUUGAAGGCCACAGAAUACUGCAUGCGAAGCAGACGAAGAAAUCAGCGGACCCCAUGGCAAUAGAUACUGAAGAAGACGACGAUGGAUAUUUACAAGACCAGCUACGAAGCGUCACAAUCGAAUGUGAAGAGGGAUUUCCUUCACUACGAAUCUCGAAAGAAUGGGUCGGGGCGGAAAUACUGAGUACAGUCGAGACGAACGAUGCAUCCACGGCGGUGAACUGGAUGGAUCCACCACCUACAUUACAGUCCUCUGUCAGCGAGCUUGACACAGACAUGGUAGGGUCUGGGACGGCUAAUCGACGUUUUGUGGCGAAAUUAGAACCCCAUAUACAUGUUCCGCUCUUGAUAGCAAACGACAUAUAUCGACACCUUGGGUUGACGAUUCCCCACGAUUACAGAACGACAACGUAUGACGGUCUCUUGGUCCCUGGUUGGACGAGCAGCGGUAUGAAUAGCAACGAUUCGAUGGCUUCGGAGUCGCUGGAAAUGCCGGAGAAGCGGCGAAUGAAAGCUGUAUUAUCGUUCGACGAGAAGGAUGAACCUGUGCAGAAAAACCACAGUUAUUCUUUCCAGGCUUUUGAAGCUGCCCCAGGAAUGACUAUUCGUGAAUUUCCAUUUUCUCAUCCGCGACAGCUAGCUGAUAUUUUCCCGAUAUUCCGGCAAUAUAGUUUAUUGGCAACGUUGAUGCAGAAAGUCUUCCCGCGGAAAGAGAUUGUGGCCGGUUCGGUCCAUGAGUCAAAAGGUUCAUCAAAGACGUCGGAAACAUUGUCAAUGUCUGGAAAUUCAACAUCAACCACUGAACAAAUCAGCAUACUCAGCAAUGGAGAUCCGAACGAAGACUUUCUAAACAACCUUCUGGCAGAGAGUACGAUAUCUCUUCAUACCGAAUCUCAGGCCGGCGACGAUCUAAGCGAUGUUCGAGUGGACAUCACGCUAAGAACGCAAAUCGGACAGGCACCGUUGAUCAUGUUGUCGAUCACUGUACCAGAAACCAAACAAAAGGCGUCAGUCAGCUUCGAAAUUCGACUAAACGGGCGAGUGAAUAUUGCUCAAGUGUCUGGUUUGGGGGGUAGCAAAGAUGAGCAGUCAAUGGCGAAGAUCCACCGGAAACUGAAUCGUGUCUUGGAGGUAUCCGAAGAUUUAAGUGUUCUGGUGGAAUAUGUGGUGAGCCAAUUACGGGGGAUGUCAUAAUACCGCGGUGCAUUAUGAAAGCAUCCGCCACCCCUGCAUAUAGAUGGACUAUUAGUCUGUUAUCAAUACGACCCAAGCUCCAAAGAUGCCGCACUUGUUAAUGCUUACACAGACAGAGGUGGUCUCAACCAUUGGUCGAUGCCGUCAGACUAGUCAGGUCGAGGAAGCUUCGAUCAAUCUCUUAUCAGGAUCCGGGGUAGCUUGUUAUCUAAUCGGGACUGGAACCCUUGCUUCGGGGAUGGACUGGCGCGAUCAUCAGUGGCAUGUAUCGUAUUACAGUAUUGCUGAUAUCUACAGAGUCCAGACUACACAUCUAAAAUCUAGAUUUGAGCAUCUAACUUUACUC
Messenger RNA from Talaromyces stipitatus ATCC 10500, 2476 nucleotides. RefSeq lists its product as uncharacterized. Gene Ontology annotation, biological process: regulation of transcription by RNA polymerase II. The transcript has 2 exons. Gene Ontology annotation, cellular component: mediator complex. Gene Ontology annotation, molecular function: transcription coregulator activity. NCBI's taxonomy places the organism in Eukaryota, Fungi, Ascomycota, Eurotiomycetes, Eurotiales, Trichocomaceae. The record is from RefSeq and is a predicted model, not a curated record. Bases 1 to 2130 code for a protein of 709 amino acids.